Molecule: messenger RNA, 1116 nt
Organism: Hibiscus syriacus
Lineage: Eukaryota; Viridiplantae; Streptophyta; Magnoliopsida; Malvales; Malvaceae
Exons: 3
Coding region: 19-1086 (355 amino acids)
Cellular component (GO): mitochondrion
Source: RefSeq, a predicted model, not a curated record
UCCCAUACAUAAUUCUAUAUGGUAAGAGUCCCAACCUUAAAACAACUGCAAAGCAGUGCUGUUUCCAUGGAUCGUUGGAAUGGUGUGUUCAAGGUUCAAUUACACCCAAACGCUGAAAAUUACUACAGAAUCGCAACAUCUCUCUGCUUUUCACUUUCCUUCAGAUCCCUAAUCGCGCCUUCGGCGAAUGCCAUAUUCUUCAACGGAGACAGAGUCCAAGGUACCAGAAACCCAGUGGUGGAGAGACUAUCGGAUCCGCAGAACAUAGCUGAGGUUUUGGCUUCUAAAUUCGGUGGCUCUGUUAAUGUUUGGAUCAUCGAGGCUUCCAUUUUCAACGGGCCGUUUGCCGUUUAUAAGGAUUUUAUUCCGUCGGUGAAUGGAUAUGGGAGCCUAAUCGUAUUCUCCUGUGGAUUCCCUGCCUCUGCCACAACUGUUUCGCUCUUAUCAAAUUGCCUUCAACAUGCAAAAAAUGCAAUUUCAAGUGAACCGAAGAAACCAAGCUCCGUUAGUUUAUCUUCAUUACAACCACCCAAAACCUUAAUUAUUGGUUUUAGCAAGGGUGGUACUGCAGUUAACCAGCUUGUUACCGAACUCGGUUCCUUGGAAGACGAUGCCCCGGUAAAUCCUAGCCGUGUAAGAGAACAGCAGCCUGGGGUUGAUGAAUUAUCUGUUGUCCAAGAAGAGAUUCAGAUGAUUCCGACCACGAAGGAAAGCUUAUUAAACAGCAUCACGGAGAUUCAUUACGUGGAUGUGGGCUUAAACUCUUCUGGCGCAUACAUCACUGACAAAAACGUGAUUGAAAGUAUAUCGAAGCGCCUCUUGGGUGGAGGAGCUCAGGGGAUUCGUUUUGUGCUGCACGGAACUCCGAGGCAAUGGUGCGACAGCAGGCGGACUUGGAUACGAGACGAAAAGGAAAGAUUGUAUCGUUUGCUUGAAUCAGAAGCUCAGAGAAGUGGUGGCAGAUUGAAGGUGUAUGAGAGAUUUUAUUUCGCCGAUAGGACUCCUGAUAUGCAGAUGCAUUUUGAAGUUAUUCAGAAAUGGAUGUUAGUUGAUUGCAUAGUGUGCACGUUUCUCUGUUGUUUAUGAUCAUGAGAAGAUGGGGUGUUGGUCUCUUUA